AUGACAGAAUGGAACACCCGUGUGGCGAUUAGGAACGUCAGACGCUUGCAGGAAGAAUUUGACAAGACCGAAAGGCCAGAUUUCAGACUGCGGCGAGAUCUAGCCGAUGCGAGAGCUUAUCUUGAGGCGGUCAAAGCCAAAGAUAAAGUUAAGAGAAAGACAAACAGAGCAGAGAGGAUCAGGGCUCAGCUCGUCGAAGCUGAGGAGGAAGCCAACCGAGCCUUCGAAGUCGCAACCGAGACAAGCAGAGCCGCGGAAAAGACCAAAAAGGCUGCCAAUGCGUCGAGACAAGAUCUUAAGUCACUUCGAGAGAAGCACGCAUCGACGUCGAUAUUGGAAGCGGCGGAGCUGAGAGAAGAAGAAGACGGCUGGACAUUCCGAAACGAAGAGGACGCACAUGUUGUUGCUGAAAAGCAGCUUUAUGAGGCCAACGGCCAACGCCACCCCUCCCAAGCCGCCCAAGACUCGACAUCGAAGGAGCCGGCGGAUAUCACCAACAAGCAGGCAUCACCCAACGGCAGCGAACAAAAACAUUGUUUGAGUCCACCACCGAGCAAGUCUACACCCCCAUCCCCUGCAGUCAGCACUGCUGCUUCACAAGAUGACGACGUCUACUAUGACGCGGAGUGUAACAGCGACGGGGACGCCGAGAUUUUGGGCUCAAUGUUCCCACUCUAG
Molecule: messenger RNA, 678 nt
Organism: Letharia lupina
Lineage: Eukaryota; Fungi; Ascomycota; Lecanoromycetes; Lecanorales; Parmeliaceae
Exons: 3
Coding region: 1-678 (225 amino acids)
Source: RefSeq, a predicted model, not a curated record